AAUAACUAAGUGUGUCCUAGAAUAAGACAUGGAUUGGACUAUGGGUGAGUUGAUUAGUUAAAAAAAAUAAUUAUCAGUUGCGUCACUCGAGUAUUAAGGGGUCCACUGCCCGUUUGAAUGUUCAUUCUUCGAGUCUGCUGGCAAUGAUGGAACUUCCAUUUUAUGCCCUUAUCCUUUCCUUCAUCAUUCACCUACAAAAGAAAGGUUUCAGGCGACUGAUCAGUUGGGGUCCACUUAUUGCAUUGUCCCUAAUCUCAUUCAUAGUGACAUGUAUGGUGAAAUGCCAUUUGGCGUGGUGGCCACCUGAAUCAUUCUGGCCAUGUGCCAGCAUGGUAGUAAUUAUGAUUGAGUUGAACAUUAUUCUGUAUAAUUUUUUCCAAUCAUCUUUCCUUGGCCCGGGAUUAGUUGAAAUUGGAUGGAAACCAAAACAUCUAGAGGAGAAAAUAUUCCUGCAAUAUUGCAACAUCUGCUUGAGUUACAAGGUACCAAGAUCUCACCAUUGUAGAAAGUGUCAAAGGUGCGUUAUGAAGAUGGACCACCACUGUCCGUGGAUCAACAACUGCGUUGGCCACAAGAACCAUGCCAACUUCUUCUUCUUCCUCUUCAUCACGCCCAUCGCCUGCCUGCACGCCAUCGCGAUCCUCGUGCCUUCUACGUACAGAUGCUUCUACAGGAACUACUACUACUUUUAUGGCACGAUGAAUGACAUCAUCGUCGACCUAUCCAGCGUCUGGUUCAUAUUUUCCAUGAUGGCGGUUGGCAUGGCGGUUGGUGUGGUCAUAUCAGUGGGCAGUCUUUUCGUUAUACAGCUGAAGGUGAUUCUUAAGAAUGAAACAGGAAUUGAAACCUGGAUCCGAGAGAAGGCAAAUUACAGAAAGAGAGAGAAGGGAGAGGGUGAUUUCAUAUACCCGUACAACCUGGGUCGGUGGAACAACCUACUGAUGACCCUGAACAUAGGCAACUGGGGUAAGAUGGACGGCGUGUGGUGGCCUGUCAGAGAGGACUGCCACCAAUACACUUUGACGGUGGAGCAAAUCCAGCAGAAGUGUGAGAAGAGAACGAGGAGUGUGCUGUUUGUCGUGCAUCGCAAGUACUCCGGCUCCUAUCUGCCCGUCACUUUUGGUUGCCGUACCUGCUACUGCCAGCCCUGCUUUGAUGAACCGAGGUUAAAGGUCAAAGAGGGAGAGAGAGUUCUUGUCACGCGUCUUAGAAGAAACUGGUUGUAUGGCGAGAAGUUGUUCUUAUCUGAGGUCAGCCACGUGCAAAAGAAAGAGAAGAGACAGAGGGGCUGGUUUCCGAGGCAGUGUGCCAGCAGGAGCAGUGAGAAGUUCGAUCUCCCGGCCAAUCCACAUCAUCCACAGCAGCUUGAAACCCAUCUCCAUGGUGAUGGUGAUGACGCCGCUAAUGGGGUUGACGUUGACAUUGAGAGGUUGAACGUUGUGGCCGAUGAAAAGUUCCUCAACAAAAAAGUAUUAUAGUGGUUAUUCUCUACUCUCUUACACACACACACACCUCUCUAGUGUACGUACGGUAAUUACUCUAGCGACAAUAAUCAUUAACGUGAAUAUUAAUAAAAAUAUUACUGUUCAUAAUGUUACUACUACUACCGCUACCUCUGCUGCUGCAGCUACUACUACUAAUUCUGCUACUAUUACUAUUACUAAUCUACUACUACUACUACUACUACUGAUGCUACUACUAUAACUAUUACUACUAAUCUACUACUACUACUACUACUACUACUACUACUACUACUACUAUUACCUAAAAAUAAUUAUUAUUUAUAACAGCUAUAAUGAUAAUAAUUAU
Messenger RNA from Helobdella robusta, 1809 nucleotides. RefSeq lists its product as hypothetical. The record is from RefSeq and is a predicted model, not a curated record. The transcript has 11 exons. Lineage: Eukaryota; Metazoa; Annelida; Clitellata; Rhynchobdellida; Glossiphoniidae. The coding region runs from base 144 to 1478 and encodes 444 amino acids. Gene Ontology annotation, molecular function: palmitoyltransferase activity. Gene Ontology annotation, cellular component: Golgi apparatus. Gene Ontology annotation, biological process: protein palmitoylation.